This is a messenger RNA of Eruca vesicaria subsp. sativa (arugula), 2338 nucleotides long. NCBI's taxonomy places the organism in Eukaryota, Viridiplantae, Streptophyta, Magnoliopsida, Brassicales, Brassicaceae. The record is from the annotation of a GenBank genome assembly.
AAACUAUCCGACAAAAAGCGGAAGAACCCUAAUUUUUCUGUCAAAUCCCCAAAAAAGAUCUCUGUCUCGCUUCUCUGGCUGUCUCUUCCUUACCUUCUCCUCCUCCAAAUUCGGAUGAUUCCACAUUUCGAACUUGCAGAGAAUAACCGAGAAAGGGCAUCCCUUUCUUCCUCGCCUCUUCACAUUUCAUGUCUCUUCAAGUCGCUGACUUUCCUCAUGGGUCUCAAACCCUAGUUUUUCUCAUACUUUGUUCCUUCCCUUUCCGUUGGAUCUCUCUCUGAAUCAGAUUACGUGUCCUUGUCUCUUGUCCUGCUCUUCAACUUCUUCUCCGUUGCCUUGUAUGUACCGCCAAAUAUGAGUGACAAAAAGGUGUUUGUGUUUGGAUCCUUUACAGAGAAUGAAACAAGGUCAUUACUUGAGAAGAAACCCAUUAACGCUCCUCUGAGUCAUAAAGAAAAGUCUGUGGGAAGUAUACAGUUUGGUUCCUUUAAUCUUGUUACCGAAAAUUCUCCUGUAAACAGCGCUAAUGGUGUGUUGAAGAAGGGUCAGCCUGAUGUGGCAGUGAAAUCUCGACCCUCUAACUUUCAUAAGGAAGAUAACAAAUUUCAAUCUGCUGUGACUCAAAAGAGCCUUGAUGUUUCUAGACCUAGGAUCAAUGAUAAUGCUGCAAAACACUCUUCAGGAGAGCAUGUGAAAGAAAAUGGAAGUAUUAAAGAGGUUUCUGAAAAAAAACCACCUCGCAACAAUGGUGUGUUGGAGAAGGCAUCAGCAGAUCCUAUUGGUUUGGACAAGUUGUGUGUGUCGUCAGAUGGUGAAAGUGAUUCUUUGUGUAUAGCUUCAAGCUCAAAAUUCCAACUCCUUGACACCGAUAUUUCUUCAUCUGGAAGCACCAUACCAAGAAAGAAUAGCCAGAUGGUUCCUAAUGAAUCUAUUCCAGCCGUGAAAGAUUUUACACCAAGAGGAUUAAUAAACGCUGGAAACUUGUGCUUCCUCAACGCAACACUGCAGGCUUUACUCUCCUGUUCUCCUUUUGUGCAGCUCCUCCAGGGAAUACAACUCCUAAAUAUUCCCAAGGCUGAGUCUCCAACUUUAGCUGCAUUUUCUGAGUUCAUCUCUGAAUUAGAUGUGCCAAGCAGUUCAAGCUUCAGAAAUAACGUUGCCGUUGUUGAGUCUGGUAGACCAUUUACACCUGCCAUGUUUGAAGGGGUCCUUAGAAACUUUACCCCAGAUGUUCUCAACAACAUGUCUGGCCGCCCAAGGCAGGAAGAUGCUCAGGAAUUUUUGAGCUUUAUAAUGGACCAAAUGCACGAUGAGUUACUGAAACUCAGGAAAGAUUCCCCCAAACUCACGGCUUCAAACUCCUCAGUUGUUUCUUCUGGCAACGAGGAUGAUGAAUGGGAAACAGUUGGACCCAAAAACAAAUCUGCUGUGACAAGAACACAAAGCUUUGUUCCUUCUGAACUCAGUGAUAUAUUCGGUGGGCAGCUAAGAAGUGUAGUGAAGGCAAAAGGAAACAAAGAUUCUGCUACUGUGCAGCCAUAUCUCUUACUUCACCUUGAUAUUCACCCGGAAGCAGUGUGUACUAUAGAAGAUGCAUUGCAUUUGUUUUCUGCUCCAGAAGAUCUUGAAGGAUAUCGAGCCUCCGUUACGGGGAAGGCAGGUGUAGUGAGUGCUAGAAAGUCGAUAAAGAUACAGAAACUCUCAAAGAUAAUGAUACUGCACCUUAUGCGUUUUAGCUAUGGAAAGCAAGGGAGCACUAAGCUGCAUAAACCUGUUCACUUUCCCCUCGAGCUCAACCUAGGCCGCUACCUUCUUGUUUCUCCCUCCAACGGGGGUUUAAAGUAUGAACUUGUGGCAACGAUUACCCACCACGGAAGGGAUCCCUCGAAAGGACACUACACCGCAGAUGCACGAAGAAAGAACAAUCAAUGGCUUAGGUUUGAUGAUGCAUCUGUGACUGCCAUAGGGACAAAACAGGUUUUGCACGACCAAGCUUAUGUUCUGUUCUACAAACAAGUGUAAUAGAAUCAAAAGCAAAUCUAUUUAGAUGGUCGGGGAAUGGAGAGUAACAAUGUUCUCAUUAUAAAAACUUUGAAGGAGAGCAAAAUCUCAGUAGGUAAAUAGUUUUAGAGUAUCUGGUUUACAUGAAAGUUUUGUUUUGGUUCCUUUGAUAUGGGGAGUGUUUUAUUGUGAUUCAAACAUUUAUUAUUAUUACUUCUUAGACUUGUAUUCAGAAAUUAUUGAUUUAUGCUACUUAGUUUCUUGUUAUUCAGCCAAUCUUAUUGUUGGUAGAACCAAAUCAGUCAAGUUGUAGGCUUGUAGCUAUGAAUAGAUAAAC